AUGAAUGCAGCAGUGAGGAGCGCGUUGCAGGAUGCGUUGAAACAGUCCGCUGCAUCGUCCAGUACUACGGAUACAAGUGUUUUUGCACCUGCUAUUGCUGUUGCUAUUUGCCAUAUUUGUCGUUUCAAGAAUGAAGUUGAUAAUGGCGAGGGUCGUAUUCUUCUGGUCAAUAUUGGUAGUGAUCUGAUUGGCGAGCAUAAUAUUUUGAUGAAUAUUUUCUUUGCUGCUCAUAAACAUAACAUUAUAAUCGAUAUCGCCAAUACAGGCGAAGCAGCACCAAUUUUACAACAAGCAAGCGAUAUAACUGGUGGAACGUACUUUAAUGUGCAGAAUCCACGACAACUGUUGCAGUAUACGACGGUAAGUAUUGCUAAUGUGACGUACGGCUUCCUGCGCUCUCCCUCUCUCACCCUUCUCAAUGCUUAA
This is a messenger RNA of Gongylonema pulchrum, 426 nucleotides long. Lineage: Eukaryota; Metazoa; Nematoda; Chromadorea; Rhabditida; Gongylonematidae. The record is from the annotation of a GenBank genome assembly.